UUGCAACUCAAAUCAAAAGAUCCACAAAUGAAAGCCACAAAAAAACAAACGAGUUAACACUACACAAUUGCACGUUUGGUAGGUCCUUUAAUUUUUUGACUUGCCAACGAACUAUCACUCCCUUCCUUUUCUAUUCAUCUUUUUUUUUUUUUUGAGUUAAAUGGAGUAUUUAAAAUCUGUCUACAUGCACUAUAAAUAAAUAUGUACGCAAGUCUCUGAGCAAUAUAAUAUAAUGGAUAACUUUCGUGCAUGGUUUACAUCAUAUGAACAAAAUGAUGAAGAAGAUUAUUGUCCCCUUUUCUCACCUCCUCCGCCUCUUCCUCCUCCUCCUCCUCCCACCGGUGCACCACCACAAGGAGGAGGAUGUACAAUAACCAACCACCACAAGUUCGACGACGAAGACGACGCUCCUGUUGUCGCCAUCCAACAAACUGACCCAACGUUAUUCUUUCGACGACAACAACAACAACAACAACAUGUUCUGAUGCCGGACAACACCACCAGCAGCGGCAAGAACAAGGGAAAGAACAUGCGGCGGCACUACAAAUCCUCGGCGGUGCAAGGGGAGAGCAGCACGAGCGAUGAGAAGCAUAAGAGGAUGAUGCAUAGAGACAUUGAAAGACAAAGGCGGCAAGAAAUGGCUAGCCUCUAUGCCUCCCUCCGCUUUCAACUCCCUCUUGAAUACAUCAAGGGAAAGCGUUCAGUGUCAGAUCACGUGAUGGAGGCAGCGAAGUACAUUGAACACAAGCAGAAGAGCAUACGCGAGCUGGAAGAGAAGAGGGACAAGUUAAGGAGUUGGAGUAAAAACGGCGAUGACGGAGGCGGUCACGUGGCGUCCGCCGCGGUCACAGUCCGGCCGUGUUUGGAGGGGGUUGAGAUACUGAUCAGUUGUGGGAUUCCCAAACAAGGGUUUAGGGUUUCAAGGGCUCUUCAUCUGCUUGGGGAUCAACAAGGCCUUCAACUCCUCAGCUGUGUUUGCUCCAGAGUUGAUGAUACACUACUCCACACCAUAAGAGCUCAGGUUAGUUCUCAUGCAAGAGUUGAUUUUCAAGAGCUGCAACGGAAUCUGAUUUAUGCUCUAAACAGCUAGAAAGCCAGCAGCAUAAUAAUAAUAAUAUUGUUAUUAU
Messenger RNA from Cuscuta campestris, 1127 nucleotides. Lineage: Eukaryota; Viridiplantae; Streptophyta; Magnoliopsida; Solanales; Convolvulaceae. The record is from the annotation of a GenBank genome assembly.